GACGUCCACACCUCAGAAGCAUCUUCUUGAAACCCAUCUCAAUUCUCUCCUCUUGACAACAUGUGUUGCAACUACUACGGCAACUCCUGUGGCUAUGGCUCCAGCUAUGGCUGUGGCUAUGGCUCUGGUUAUGGCUGUGGCUAUGGCUCCAGCUAUGGCUGUGGCUAUGGCUCUGGUUAUGGCUGUGGCUAUGGCUCCAGCUAUGGCUGUGGCUAUGGCUCUGGCUACAGCUGUGGCUAUGGCUCUGGCUCUGGCUGUGGCUAUGGAACUGGCUACGGCUGUGGGUAUGGCUGUGGUUAUGGAACUGGCUAUGGCUGUGGAUGUGGCUCUGGCUCUGGCUACUGUGGCUACCGGCCAUUUUGCUUUAGAAGAUGCUAUUCUUCCUGCUAAAACAUCACUGUCAGAGGACAAUUUGCUUCUAAAAUGACACGGCUAAAGAUAAUACUGAUUCAAGGAUUCAUACUCCAAGAUUUCUAUAUCCAAGAAUUACAUGCUUGACAGAGUCUUGGACCUCUAGCCUCACAUUUCUUUGAAUGAAAUCAUGGCCAUAGGAUCCACGGUGUCAUCUGACUGUUUUCCAAAUGUUAUCUUUUGCUCCCUUAAUCUCUGACUCUCUGUUAUGACUGUGUUAAUGAUCAUAACAUCUACAAUUGGGGAAGUCAAUCAUUUGUAAUAAAAAUGGUUCUUUAUUCC
Homo sapiens (human) is the source of this 693-nucleotide messenger RNA. Its product is annotated as keratin-associated protein 21-1. The transcript has a single exon. Lineage: Eukaryota; Metazoa; Chordata; Mammalia; Primates; Hominidae. Bases 61 to 390 code for a protein of 109 amino acids. The record is from RefSeq and is marked validated.